Messenger RNA from Arabis nemorensis, 795 nucleotides. The record is from the annotation of a GenBank genome assembly. NCBI's taxonomy places the organism in Eukaryota, Viridiplantae, Streptophyta, Magnoliopsida, Brassicales, Brassicaceae.
AUGCAAUCGAUCUUUGGAGAAGAACCCUCUACCGAUGGAUUUACCCUUCCUACGAAAACGGAUUUCUCUGAAUUGAAAUCUCUGGAAUCUACAAAACUUGAGAAUCCUGAACUGAGAUCCCAUGUUGAGUAUUCUCAAGCUAAAGAAAUACCUGCAAAAGUGGCGUGUGAUAUAUCUAAUAAGCUAACGCAUGUAGGGAUCUCAGGGGAAGCUCAAAUGGUGGAUGUUUCUUCCAAAGACAAUACUAAGAGAACCGCAUUGGCUUGCUGUAUAGUUGUUCUCGGUAAAAGAGACGUUGUUUCGGUUCUCUUAGAAGCAUCCCAUGGAAGGAUCCAAGACAUUUGUCAGAAAUGCCAAGAGUCCAAUGUACCUUUGCUGAUUGAUGCGGAAGACACAAUCCUUCAACCAGCUAUCGAUUACAUGGCUUAUUCAUCGGCAAUCUUGUUCAAUGCGGACAAAGACCGACCAAUUGUUUACAACACGAUUCAAGCCUACUUGAGAGACGCGGGUGAGAGAUUGCAUUUGGCGGUAAGCGAAGCUGAGAAAGAGAAUGUUCCUAUGGGAUUUAAGUUGGUGAGAGGUGCGUAUAUGUCUAGCGAAGCUAGAUUGGCAGAUUCAUUGGGUUGCAAGUCACCGAUCCACGACACUAUUCAAAACACUCACGCUUGCUACAACAACUGCAUGACCUUCCUCAUGGAGAAAGCCUCGAACGGAUUGGGGUUCGGAGUCGUUCUUGCAACACAUAACGCUGAUUCGGGUCAGCCAUUGAAUCUCAUUGUAAAAGAAAGCGAGUGA